AUGCUGCCCUCUUCGAACCCACGCAUGCUUGGAUGGUUUGCAAUCACAACACUUGUGGUACUUUCACUUGUAGACCAGGCUCAGUCAAAGUUACUCCCAGAUCCAGGUGAUCUGAGAUGGCCCAGACGUCGGAACACACAAUUCGAAAAACCAGAACUCGGCGUCGAUCUGACAGAUCUCCUCACACAGCGAGACUUGGAUGAAGAUCCGCUCCUUGAGAAAGCAAUGCAAGUCAUCGACAGUGUUGCCACAAGAUCGACCUGCCAUCAAGCUGCCGCUGCUCAAUUGCUUGUCACUUGUAAAGCGGUAGGCAAAGACCUCGCUGCUGAAGAAGGGAAACAUGAACUCCUGGAACGUGCCAAAUCGGUCUAUGCCGCAAGGCUAUCAGUCUGUGAAACUGGUGAAGGCAGAGCUGCGAUCCCAGCCAUCUGCAAGCCCAUUCUCGCAAUUCCGCGUCAUCUGAACCGUGAAUUUGAGGUUGUCAACAGUGUCUCUUUACCACCUUGUCUGGAGGCGUUGAUGGCGGAGCACUAUUAUUGGACGAGCUAUAGCAACAGCAGACAGGAUGCGAACACCCUGUGUCAAGCAGUCACGCUGGAAUCAGCCAAAUUGGAAGCACUUCAAUCCUAUCAACGUCUCGCGGAACUCUUGCCAAGUUUUCGGAAUGACCUCCUUUCUACCCGCUCCCAAUGGCUCGCUUUUGUCAAGCAGCAGGAAGAAAGCACUCGAGAGCUGGAAAUAAUGCAGAAAAAGAACCAAAAAGAUGCCGAGACUACACACAAGCUUGAGAUGAAGCACUUUCACUCUGCCAUGAAACUAGCAAAAGAGGAGCUUGCUGACGCUUCUCGAUUGAUGCAGAAAUCCUUGGCUAACACUGGUACUGGGAUCGAUCAGAGUCGUGAGGCCAUUGCACAAGUCCUCGCUGAUUUUAGAAGCCUCAGGAGGCUCCUAGGCGAGGCUAUGGUCUCGGCGGACAAAGUUAACGCCGAAAACGCCGCAAAACACGCAGCGGAGAUCCAAAGUAUACAUGAUCUUGCUCUAGUGACAUCAGAAGUGCUUCAAGAUACCAAUGUGAAAGAUGUUAUGACGGAUCUGAACCAACUGGCGACUCACAUGCGAGCAGAACUCAACGAAAUCCUCGAUGCUCAGAUCACACAAUCAUCCAGUAUGCAGCGCCAUCUCCAGCUAAGCGAGCAAAUUACUGAAAACCAGAAGUCCGGCCUUGCCUGGAGCGAACAAUUGAACGGGAAUGCAGCACAUCUAGCUUUAGAACUCAACAGUGCAAGUGGACUUGCAGGUCAGAUGUCCCACCGCUUGGAACAUGUAAACCAAGCCCUUGGGCGCGUCGAGAGAGCUUCCUCCACUCUGAGCACAAUAUUUGCGCUUGUUGCUAUACCUUCCCGUGUCCUAGAUUUCAUUCAUCUUAGGCUGCUCGGUGUCUUUGCCCUACCCGUCCUGAUACUAUACUUCUGCAAGCCGUGGAAGUACUCCUGCAUCCUUGGCACAUUAUACGUCUUUCUCGAAAGCUUCAUGUCGCUUAUUCACGAGUACAAAUCCACGAUAACAACUAUUUGCCUGCGGCUAUGGCGCUAUUUUCUUGCCUCAUUGCUUUUCAGCUGGCAUUUUCUGAGCACAACCAAGUUGUUGACUGUGGCCAUCUUGGUAUAUUUGGCCGUCAGGAUCGGCUCGAAGAUUCUUCGCGAACGGAAGAACCGCAUCAUGACGAUACCCGAAUUGAGAUAUGCCUUCGAGCAUCAACGGCUCAAACGGGACGUUGAGACCGAACAACGCCUCCGCAGCGGAAAACGACGGCGAUCCUCGGAUGAAAGAUAUCGUCGAGCAGCCACGGUGUGCUGA
Messenger RNA from Exophiala bonariae, 1857 nucleotides. RefSeq lists its product as uncharacterized. The transcript has 5 exons. The record is from RefSeq and is a predicted model, not a curated record. The coding region runs from base 1 to 1857 and encodes 618 amino acids. Gene Ontology annotation, biological process: karyogamy involved in conjugation with cellular fusion; nuclear membrane fusion involved in karyogamy. NCBI's taxonomy places the organism in Eukaryota, Fungi, Ascomycota, Eurotiomycetes, Chaetothyriales, Herpotrichiellaceae. Gene Ontology annotation, cellular component: endoplasmic reticulum membrane.